Molecule: messenger RNA, 1398 nt
Organism: Alternaria hordeiaustralica
Lineage: Eukaryota; Fungi; Ascomycota; Dothideomycetes; Pleosporales; Pleosporaceae
Exons: 1
Coding region: 1-1398 (465 amino acids)
Source: RefSeq, a predicted model, not a curated record
AUGGAUGGAAGUACACCACUCGACGGCGUGAUCAGCAUGGAUGAUUUCAUGAUCCAGAACAAGCACACGCAUGAAGCUCAGAAACUCGUCCAGGAAACCAGACAACCGGCACUUCCUCCCUCCAAGAAGCCCAAAACCCCCAACGGAAAAGCCACUCCACUCGUUCCUGUAGCAGUCGGCGCCCGCUCCUCCCGGCACACAAUCCUCCUCCACGAAAAAUACCAAGCCCUCGGCAUCCCGCAACCACUCUUCACCUACGGAGGCGGCAGCGAAAUGGGCUGGACUGUUUCCGUUUCUUUCCCUGGUCUGGAUGAUGCGGAGGAGCUGCAGGGAUUGAAGUUCGAGGAAGAGAAGAAGUUUAAUAGCAAGCAAGAAGCCAAGGAGGCUAUGAGUCAGAAGGCGUUGGGUGUGUUGGAGGCGUUGGAGAAGGAGGGGAGGGUCAAGAAAGGUGGGAAGGGGAAAAAGAAGAAGGGGGGUGGUGAGGGGGAGGGGAAGGUUGGGGAAGUUGGAAAGGUUCAAGAGGAGAAGGAGAAGGGGCCGGGGGAGAAUUAUGUUGGGAAGUUGCUUGAAUUCCAGCGCGCGACUGACUCCCCCCAACCAACAUAUACGGAUUAUCAAUCUGGUCAACGCUUCUCCUGUAUCAUCACCAUCGACGGCGAAGACCAACCCUUCGGCUCCAUCUCAAACCUCUUCUCCUCCAAAAAGGCCGCUCGACAAGACGCCGCCCGCCACGCCGUCGAGCAUUUCAAAAGCCUAGGUACCUGGCCCUCAGACGACACAGCCGUCGGCGGCAUCCGUAAGAGAAAGAAAGGCGCACCCAUCGACCCAGAAUCCGUCUUAAUAUCGCCCCUAGACGGCUCCAGUUCCCCCUCCACACCCCCCAUCCAAGCAACAACCCCCACCCCCGCCCCACCCGGCACCCCCUCCUACGCCUCCCGCGUCGCGACCCUCGCCGUUACCCUCGCGCUCCCGACUCCAGAAUGGAACUACACGCCCCACCCCUCCGAUCCUACAUUCCACAGCGUAUGCUGUUUCUUUAAAGGCGCGGGACAGCACGAGGGUCCGAUUGGUGAAGUGAGGAAUAUAUACGGCAGGAAGAAGGCGAAGGAGGAGUGUGCAAGGUUGACGCUGGAGUAUUUGCAAGAGGUGAAGGAGGAGAGGUUGAGGUAUGGGAUUAGUGUUAUGAGGGGGGUGCUGGGGAGUGAGGGGGUGGAGGGGGUGAUUGAGCGGGGGUUGGGCAGGGUUGGAUUGGGUGAGGGCGAGGAGAAGAUGGUUGGGGAUGUGGGAGGCAAAGUGAGAUUGGGAAUGGGGCUUGAUGGUGUGGAUGAUAGGAUGGGGGAUAUGGAUGUGGGGGAGAGUAGUGAGGAUGAGGUGUUUGCUGAUGCUAUGGAGGGCUAG